This is a messenger RNA of Nerophis lumbriciformis (worm pipefish), 1305 nucleotides long. RefSeq names its product centromere protein L (gene cenpl). The record is from RefSeq and is a predicted model, not a curated record. NCBI's taxonomy places the organism in Eukaryota, Metazoa, Chordata, Actinopteri, Syngnathiformes, Syngnathidae.
GGGAAAGCGCGCCAUUCAAAUCUGUAUCCGGUUUGUUCUGUUCCGUUUCGUUCGACAUGAAAAACAUGGAGCCCAACCGGAUCAGCGCGGCAAAGACACCCCUGAACAGUGCUGUCCAGAGGAGGAGUAAAAGCAGGAGCUACCGGCAGUCAUACCGCAGCUGCUUAGGUGCGGCGUCACGUCUGUGUUUGACCCCGGCGAUGACGUCACGGCGCCUCAACACCAACAGAAAAGCGCCGGAGUUGCUCAACAUCGCUGAGAGGGUGGACGCCCAGCAGCUGGCCUUACUGAUGAGAACGGAAUGGCAGCUGUCCUACGUCACGCCCCUCUACCAGUUCCGCUACACCCAACUGAAGAGCUAUGCCAGGCAGCUCUCUGCAUAUCUGACUGCAGAGAAACAGCAAGGCCUGGCGGUGGGAGUGGAUGUCAGCCUGAGCUACAGAGUCACCUUCUCCGUGGUUCACGGGAUGACCCAAACUGAAGUUGAUGCCGAGACCGUCUUAAUACAGAUUUACUGCAAGCCCUUGUUUGCCAGGCAGGAUGAGCCCCCGAAGGAAGUGUGGAAAGGCUGGUUCACAUGCAUCAACGGCAGCCAUGACUACAUCAACUCGCUUCCAAAAGACUUGACCUGCCUGCCACUAUUUGGCAGCAGCAAGACCGAGGUGCUCACCGCUUCCGUCAAAUCCUGGUUCCAGAAGAGCUUUGACUGUUGCUUCGCCCCGUUGGAGAUCAGCCACACGAGCCUGCAGUGGCUGGUGGCGCUGUGGACCAACUGCCACACAGAGUCCAAUACCCGGCAACUCAAAAUGGUGUGGACUCUCCCGGUCGUGCCGGCGCUGCAGGUCACCUACGCUGUCGAUCCGGCGGACGCCUGGCAGCUGUGGUGCAGUGUGAGGCGAGAUCCGCAGGAAAGGAUGACCGAACAUGACAUUAUUGACAUCGAGGAGGUGAUGAGGCUCAUGACAGGACUCAUGUGCCACUUCUACCGACACUUCAGAGUGGACCUGUCGGCUGGGACCUUGAGUCAGGUGUCCACGGCACUGGGAGGAGCCAAAUGUAGCGGAAAGAUUAAGUUUUCUAACAGCAACUACAUGACCGCCAUGCUGACGCUGCUGACCGAGUGCGCCCUCCUCAAGAUGCCAAUUUGAAGAAACCUGCAGAUGGUAAAAUAAAUCAGGUCUUGUGUUGAAGGGGAACUGGAAUUUUGUCCAUCAUCCACGAUCCUUAUGAUUUAUAAUUUAGAAUUUAUAAACAGUGAAAAACUGCUAGUACAAGGCAGCUAACGAUGCUGGUAAUAAGAUUAAU